GCAACGCGCUUGAACAUGGUCCUGAAGUCUGUCCAAGCUGCUUGCUUGCCGGUGAAACUGACUGCGGGUGCUGAUGUCAGGAGCUUGUCGAUGCGCUUCACGAUCCUUUCGCACUCGGAUGACUGUGGUGCGGAACUCAUCUGUGCUUGCGGCUGUACUGGUGAAUCGGGUUCUGGUGAGUCUGGUGAAUCUGGUUCUGGUGAAUCUGGUGGAUCUGCUUUUGAUGCGGAUGCUGCUGCUUCUGCUUCUGCUGCUUGACUUUUCCUUGUUGCUGAUCGGAGUGCAAGGCUCAUAUACCUGCAGAGCUAUAGUGCAGACUUACUGACGAAAGCGCUCGGCAGCAGGAAGUUUGGCCAGUUCAAAGCGAUGCUUGGAGUUGGUAGAGAGGCAAGAGGGGAUAUGGAACCAGGUCAAGUGUUGUGCGGUGAAGGGCUGGAUGUACCAUCUGAA
Messenger RNA from Protomyces lactucae-debilis, 450 nucleotides. RefSeq lists its product as uncharacterized. The transcript has a single exon. The coding region runs from base 74 to 325 and encodes 83 amino acids. Lineage: Eukaryota; Fungi; Ascomycota; Taphrinomycetes; Taphrinales; Protomycetaceae. The record is from RefSeq and is a predicted model, not a curated record.